Molecule: messenger RNA, 2570 nt
Organism: Passer montanus (Eurasian tree sparrow)
Lineage: Eukaryota; Metazoa; Chordata; Aves; Passeriformes; Passeridae
Exons: 6
Coding region: 540-1229 (229 amino acids)
Source: RefSeq, a predicted model, not a curated record
AGAGUGGUGUGGUGCAAGAGCAAACUGUGAACUGGGAGAUAGCAUUGCUGCUCUUAGAUACAGCUAUAAGUUUCUGCAGUUCCAGCAGUUCCUGCAAUUCCAGCAGUUACUGCAAUUCUAGCAUUUCCUGAAAAUCCAGCAUUUCCUGAAAUUCCAGCAGUUCCUGCAAGUUCCAGCAGAUCCUGCACUCAGAGCAGCAUGGACUUACCUGGUUUCCAAUGCUCUGUACACCCUAAUCCGUACUUCUGAACCGAAAGUGAAAAUGCAGUUUUGGAAAAUGCGGUUUCUUGUGCCAUGGUUGCUUACAGAGGGUGGAGCCAGUGAAAUGGCUUUUUUUUUUUUUUUUCUGAGAUCCCAUUGACUUUGCAUUUUCUGUGGAAGAGGAGCUGAAUGAAUUGGGAUCUGGCGAGGCUGCACAGGCACUUGGAGAAGGGAAGAGGCAUGAAGGCUUCCUUGGACACAAAGAGCUUCUGAGGGAGAAGAGGAGGAGCCUGCCCUGACACUGUGGAGGAUCUGGGAGAGGGCCCCCAGGCAGCCCCAUGGACUCUCCUCACCUCCUGCUCUUGGGUUUCCUGCUGCUGGCUCUUGCUGCUCCCCAUCCAAGUAUUGCCGUGUCCAAUGCUGGCCCUGCUAAGGGGACACAAGGCAGCACAAUUAUGACAGUCCACUACUGUAAGCACUGUAAAGGAUGCACGGACGAAGAUGGGAGUAUCAAUUUAGAAAACUUCAGCAUAAUCGCUGAAAUGCCAAAGAAGACAAAUACUAUUCCAGCAGUUGAGUUGGUGACCAACAAAUCACACAUCACGGUUUGCUUUCAGCAAGCAAGUUCCUCUCUUGAAGGAAUUUAUGGCAUCUGGGACAAAACUGCUCCAUUAAAACUCUGGUGCGGCAUCCUGAAUUCUGGAGAAAAUGGAGGAGGUAACUUCAGUACUGAGGACAAGAAAGUUUGCUGUGAAGCAGAGGCAAUUGCCUGGCAACACAACCCUAACCUGAAGUGCUACGUUCAGAAAUCACAUCCAAAACACACUGCACUGCCAAUUGCCCUUCCUGGUAAUCCUGAAUUUCUCACCAGCAAAAAGAACAGCCUUGGCACCUGGUUGACAUUCCUGUUUCUUGGGAUUUGUGCAGGAUGCGGCGCCACGUUUUAUUUCUCGCGGCUGCGGCGUCGCCAAGCUUCUAGGCAAGAGAGACAGGCUUCUGACAGAGAAAAGCUCACACAUCCUCGAUAACCACCUACAAGGGAGAAAACCCCUCUGCCAGCAGCAUACUUCUCCUUACUCAUGAUGUACAGCAACCAGCUCAACACAGACUGAUUUUCCAUGGGAACUCCUGCCCUUGUAUUCCCAAAUAGUCCUGUUUUCACAAAAGUACCUUCACCACAUCCACACCUUCUCCUGACUCUUGUCCAGCUCCAGGCCUGUGUGAGCAGCACAGGCAGCACCAGGAGCCCCCAUCCUCUCCUUGGCUUGGCUGCAGACAGCAGGCACCCCAGGGUGUGUGACUGACUCAGCAGCACUGAAACCAGCUGAAUUCUCUCUGUGACACAGUGGGAACAGCUCUGAAAUGCUUCCCAUGCCCUCUGCAUGGCUUUCACUUGGUAAUGCCACAGCAGCACCCAGGUGUCUGUAUUGUUUGAAUUUUCAGGUCAUCUCUGCAUCCACCAAAGCCUUUUGCACCACAAGCUGGCUGGUAGGUUGAACUGGAAGAGUUUGGAAGAGAUAUUUGAUUUUGCCCUCGCCUCAGGCUGAGGACAUCUCUGAGUGUUUGUUCCAGUGCAGGGCUGGGUUGGAGGCUGUGUCCAGCUCCCUCAGGAAUAGCAUUGGGUCACAGAGGCCUUGUUCACCCCAAGCUGAGCAGAACUCUAGUAUCAAUCCUCCUGACAAAUGAGGCAAGUUUAGACAGUGUGAGAUGAGUACAGCCCCUCAGGAAUCCCACUGGGCACUUGGUAUCCUUAAAUCAUUCCCCAUUCCCACCUGAUUUGAAUAAAUCCUCAGCUUUUGCAUUGGUUCUAAUUUACUGUCAGGACUGUUGAGCAAAAAUCAGUGGCAGCACAAGGGGAGAAGCAAAUCCCUAAAGCAAUGUGAAUGCUUGUUGAAUCACUGUUCUUUUGUCACACAGCUAAACACAAGCACACACACAGUUCUUGCUUCAUUUCUGCUUUGAUUGGCUGGAUUUUGUUUGUUGCUUGUUUUUUCCUCAAUGUGUCUUAACCAUCCAGUCAGCAGCAGAGUGAACCUUGCCAACAAACUAUCUUGUGUUGGUGCUCAAUAUCAAAUUUGCAUUUUACUGAUCCCUUUGGUGGUAAUGUUUUGAGAUCUCCAACACUUUGAACAGGCAUUUCCCAUUUGAUUUGAUCCCUCUGUUCCUUCCUAUCCAUUGUAAAAAUGCUUCUUGCUCAGUUUCUUUGGUUAUUGGGGUCAUUGGAAAUCUCUGAGGAUGUCAUUAUACAUUUGUAUACCUUUGUUUCUCACUGUAGACUGGACUUAUACCUUCUGCAAUCCUCUUUCAGAGAAUCUGUAUUAUCCAGUUUGUUGAUGUUAUUAAUGCUUUUUCCUUGAUGUUAUUAAAUG